CGACGAGUAACGCCACGACACACCUCCGUAGCCCUCUUACUUACCUGGGCUUUUACGCCACGAUUCAUUCCCCAUACUUAAGCUUAUCACUCUGCCUGGAAUUUACUGGGCAAUCCUGCGCGGUAGCCCGGCAGUGAUUUUGGCAGGCCAAAAGUACAAUGGGAAAAUAAGCUCAACAUGACAGAUUUCCCAGAUGGCUUGGGCCUCCCGGCUUGGCCAUCCGGAUCAGCGUCACUUAUAGUAUUUACCAAUGCCCGAAUGACGCUAAUCUUGGCCAGAUUGAACCGUUUCAGGGUUUAAUAAGCUUUAAUCACAACCUCGGAGGUCUGGUUCCGUGGCAUCAUGGCAACUCGAGCCUGCUCCUUGAGCGGGGCUGGCCGAGAAGUCCAGCACGUCUCUCUAUAUAAAGAGACUUACGCCUCCACGAUCACUUCGUUAGCCAAGGUUUUAUUCAUAUCUGCUCAAUCGCCUUUGAAAAAAUGAGGUUUUACCAGCCCUUAGCCGGUGCGUUGCUCAUCGGUGCUGCCCAAGCACAGCAAGGAGCAUGGGCUCAAUGUGGAGGACAAGGUUGGACUGGCGGGAAAACAUGUGUGUCAGGUUACCAAUGCGUUUAUUCGAACGACUGGUACUCUCAGUGCCUCCCUGGUACUGCCUCAACGCCGACUACUACCGCUGCUCAAACUACUACCGCUCCUGCUCAAACCACUACUGCAACGAACCCUUCAGCGACAGGCUGGAAGUGGCUUGGUGUCGAUGAGUCCGGUGCUGAGUUCGGACAAGGAAGCCUUCCCGGUGUCUAUGGCAAGGACUUUAUCUUUGCUUCGACCGAUGUUCUUGGUUCGCUUAUGAAAGAAGGCUAUAACAUUUUCCGUGUGCCCUUCCUCAUGGAGCGCAUGGCGCCCGGCGGAGUCGGAUCGGCAUUCUCAGCGGCCUAUCUUGCGAACUACACUGUUGCAAUCAACUACAUCACUCAGAACGGAGGAUACGCUGUUGUCGACCCUCACAACUUUGGCCGGUACAACGGUGCUAUCAUCACGGAUACGAAUGCAUUCGGCACCUUUUUCAAAACCCUAGCAACGGCCUUCAAGAGCAACGCCAAAGUUAUCUUCGACACAAACAACGAGUACCACGACAUGGACCAAACCCUUGUCCUAAACCUAAACCAGGCCGCCAUCAACGCCAUCCGUGCCGCCGGCGCCACCUCCCAAUACAUCUUCGUAGAGGGCAACUCCUACAGCGGAGCCUGGACCUGGGCCAACGUCAACGACAACCUCAAGGCUCUCACCGACCCCCAGAACAAGAUCAUCUACCAGAUGCACCAGUACCUCGACUCCGACGGAUCCGGAACAUCGGAUGCCUGCGUCUCCUCCACCAUCGGCGUCGAGCGCGUGACCAGCGCGACGGCAUGGCUGCGCGCGAAUAAGAAGAUCGGCAUCAUUGGUGAGUUUGCGGGCGGUGCUAACAGCCAGUGCAAGACUGCUGUUACCGGCCUGCUGCAGCACUUGAAGACGAACUCGGAUGUGUGGACUGGUGCUAUGUGGUGGGGUGGUGGCCCAUGGUGGGGUAACUACAUCUAUGGCUUUGAGCCCCCGAGUGGUACUGGGUAUACGUACUACGACUCUACUCUCCUGCAGUUCCGCCCAUGAUAGGUUUGUCCAUUGACAAGGGACGGUACUGAGGGGUGAUUUGUAAAUAGCCGUUACAUUCUUCUCACAUAUUUUGUGGUAACAUUGGAAGCUUCACGCUGACAUCUUUAAAUAAAAUCCUUACCACUCAUUUCCAACAAGAGAGA
Messenger RNA from Pseudogymnoascus verrucosus, 1792 nucleotides. RefSeq lists its product as uncharacterized. Bases 480 to 1646 code for a protein of 388 amino acids. Gene Ontology annotation, cellular component: extracellular region. Gene Ontology annotation, biological process: glucan catabolic process. Lineage: Eukaryota; Fungi; Ascomycota; Leotiomycetes; Thelebolales; Thelebolaceae. The transcript has 3 exons. The record is from RefSeq and is a predicted model, not a curated record. Gene Ontology annotation, molecular function: hydrolase activity, hydrolyzing O-glycosyl compounds; cellulose binding.